Lasiodiplodia theobromae is the source of this 948-nucleotide messenger RNA. Its product is annotated as RNA polymerase ii transcription factor siii subunit protein. Gene Ontology annotation, biological process: transcription elongation by RNA polymerase II. Bases 1 to 948 code for a protein of 315 amino acids. Gene Ontology annotation, cellular component: nucleus; elongin complex. The record is from RefSeq and is a predicted model, not a curated record. The transcript has a single exon. Lineage: Eukaryota; Fungi; Ascomycota; Dothideomycetes; Botryosphaeriales; Botryosphaeriaceae.
AUGCCCGCCCCCUCCCUGCUGGAUAUGGUCAAGCGGCGCUUGCAGCGCAGUGUCGACCUCGUCGUCGACGUCGGCGACAUUCCGUUCCACGUGCUGGAGACCGUCUUGAAGAAGAUCGAGAAUCCCAAACAGCUCCGCGAAAUCGAGGCCAACAGCCCCCACAUCGCCGAGGACACCGGUCCGUUGUGGUUGAACUUUAUCAAACGCGACAUACAGAAUUGGGAGCAGAAGCCGCACAAGCCGCGCAACCCCACUUUAUGGUGCAAGGUCUACUACAAGCUGCGGCGCGAGCAGGAGGAGGAGAUUGUGAGGCAACAGGAAGCCUUGAGGGCUGCCCUAGCCAAGACGGAGCAGGAGCGCAAGAAGAACACCAGCACGCUGCUUAACGCUGCCUUCGAUCCGGUCCAGCAUCGCCGCACGCACACGACGUCGGGCCCGUCGCUGACGAGGGAUCCGCGCAACUAUACGUACAUGCCUGGAGAGUCGAAGAAGAGGCUCACCGGUCGCGGCAUCAUGGCCAAGAUUCAGCAUCAGGCCCAGGCCAGCCUGACGGCCAAGAAGAGCAAUUCGCCGAUGAACGUGCCGACUCACCUCCUCGGCAGCCGGACCAAGACGAUGACUGCGCCACCAAGCAUGAUAGCACAGAAGACUCGAGCUCCGCAGCCCAUCGAUCGGGGCAAGCAGGCGCCCUCCAGAACUCCCUUCCCGCCACGUUCAGCAUCCACGCCUGGCGACACGGUUCGAAAGCAGAGAGAAGAAGCCGAGGCGAGGCUGAGGGCGCUGACGAGCGGAACCACUCUUCCCCCCUCGGCCAAGAAGAUGGAUGGUGCGGGUGGUAACGUGACGACGGGAGCUCAGGCGACCGCCCCAGCAGCAGCCGGAAGCAUCGCGCGCCCCUUGAAACGGAAGGCGGAGAUCAACUGCCUAAGGCCCUCGAAGAAGAAGUAG